This is a messenger RNA of Marmota flaviventris (yellow-bellied marmot), 8004 nucleotides long. RefSeq names its product histone deacetylase 4 (gene Hdac4). Lineage: Eukaryota; Metazoa; Chordata; Mammalia; Rodentia; Sciuridae. The record is from RefSeq and is a predicted model, not a curated record. Gene Ontology annotation, biological process: negative regulation of transcription by RNA polymerase II. Gene Ontology annotation, molecular function: histone deacetylase activity.
UGAGGUUGGCUACGGCUGAGGCCCGGUUUCCAGUCAGUAUCCGCCCCGGCUCCCUCCGCUUUCUACAUUGCGAAGCGCCCGGCACUGGCGCCUGGAGCGUCCUCCGGUUCAUCUUUGGAAAGCCAGGCGAAGACCUCUGCUCUCUGUUUGGAUUACUUGAUUUACGAGACGCUGUCAGCGAGACUUGGAGUUUUCACGGCUGUGACCCUCCCCUCCCUGUUUCUGUACUUGUAUGUGUUGGUGGAAGUUUGGAGCUCUUUGGAGCUCUUGUUUACGUGGAAAAUUUGAGCCAUUUUGAAUCCAUUAAAGGUGCAGACGCUGCUAGCAAUGAGCUCCCAAAGCCAUCCAGAUGGACUUUCUGGCCGAGACCAGCCCGUGGAGCUGCUGAACCCUGCCCGCGUGAACCACAUGCCCAGUGCGGUGGACGUGGCCUCGGCACUGCCUCUGCAAGUGGCCCCCACGGCAGUGCCCAUGGACCUGCGCCUGGAUCACCAGUUUCCCCUGCCUGUGGCGGAGCCGGCGCUGCGGGAGCAGCAGCUGCAGCAGGAGCUCCUGGCGCUGAAGCAGAAGCAGCAGAUCCAGCGGCAGAUCCUCAUUGCCGAGUUCCAGCGGCAGCACGAGCAGCUGUCCCGGCAGCACGAGGCCCAGCUGCACGAGCACAUGAAGCAGCAGCAGGAGAUGCUGGCCCUGAAGCACCAGCAGGAGCUCCUGGAGCACCAGCGCAAGCUGGAGAGGCACCGCCAGGAGCAGCAGCUGGAGAAGCAGCACCGCGAGCAGAAGCUGCAGCAGCUCAAGAACAAGGAGAAGGGGAAGGAGAGUGCCGUGGCCAGCACCGAGGUCAAAAUGAAGCUGCAGGAGUUCGUCCUCAAUAAGAAGAAGGCCCUGGCCCACCGGAGCCUGAACCAGUGCAUUUCCAGUGACCCCCGCUACUGGUACGGGAAAACGCAGCACAGUUCUCUUGACCAGAGUUCUCCGCCCCAGAGCGGGGUGUCGGCCUCCUACAACCACCCGGUCCUAGGAAUGUAUGACGCCAAAGAUGACUUCCCUCUUAGGAAGACAGCUUCUGAACCUAACCUGAAAUUGAGGUCCAGGCUUAAGCAGAAAGUGGCUGAGAGACGGAGCAGCCCUCUCCUGCGCAGGAAAGAUGGGCCUGUGGUCACUGCUCUAAAAAAGCGUCCCUUGGAUGUCACAGACUCUGCGUGCAGCAGUGCCCCGGGGUCUGGGCCCAGCUCACCCAACAGCAGUUCCGGCAACGUCAGCACUGAGAAUGGCAUCGUGCCUGCUGUGCCCAGCGUCCCAGCCGAGACCAGCUUGGCGCACAGACUUGUGGCUCGAGAAGGCUCGGUCGCCCCACUCCCCCUCUAUACGUCACCGUCUUUGCCCAACAUCACCUUGGGACUUCCUGCCACCGGCCCUGCUGCUGGUGCAGCGGGCCAGCAGGAGGCUGAGCGACUGGCUCUUCCUGCCCUCCAGCAGCGGAUCCCCCUCUUCCCCGGCACCCACCUCACCCCCUACCUGAGCGCCUCUCCUCUGGAGCGGGAUGGUGGGGCGGCUCACAACCCUCUUCUGCAGCACAUGGUCCUGCUGGAGCAGCCGCCUGCACAGACGUCCCUCGUCACAGACUGGUAUCUUUCAGGCCUGGGAACGCUGCCCCUCCACUCACAGCCCCUGGUUGGUACGGACCGGGUGUCCCCAUCCAUCCACAAGCUGCGGCAGCACCGCCCUUUGGGGCGCACACAGUCGGCACCACUGCCGCAGAACGCACAGGCGCUGCAGCACCUGGUGAUCCAGCAGCAGCACCAGCAGUUCCUGGAGAAGCACAAGCAGCACUUCCAGCAGCAGCAGCUGCACAUGAGCAAGAUCAUCCCCAAGCCCAGUGAGCCGCCACGGCAGCCAGAGAGCCACCCCGAGGAGACGGAGGAGGAGCUCCGGGAGCACCAGGCCCUGCUGGAUGAGCCCUAUCUGGACCGGCUCCCAGGGCAGAAGGAGGCGCACACGCUGGCCGGUGUGCAGGUGAAGCAGGAGCCCAUAGAGAGCGAUGAGGAAGAGGCGGACCCCACACGGGAGGCGGAGCCAGGCCAGCGCCCACCCACUGAGCAGGAGCUGCUCUUCAGACAGCAAGCCCUCCUGCUGGAGCAGCAGCGCAUCCACCAACUGAGGAGCUACCAGGCGUCCAUGGAGGCUGCCGGCGUCCCAGUGUCAUUCAGCGGCCACAGGCCUCUGUCCCGUGCACAGUCCUCCCCAGCGUCCGCCACCUUCCCUGUUUCUGUCCAGGAGCCCCCCACCAAGCCAAGGUUCACCACAGGCCUCGUGUACGACACCCUGAUGUUGAAACACCAGUGUGCCUGUGGGAACACCAACAGCCACCCUGAGCAUGCGGGGAGGAUCCAGAGCAUCUGGUCCCGCCUGCAGGAGACGGGCCUCCGCGGCAAGUGUGAGUGCGUCCGCGGCCGGAAGGCCACUCUGGAGGAGCUGCGGACGGUGCACUCCGAGGCCCAUGCCCUCCUGUACGGUACAAACCCUCUCAACAGGCAGAAGCUGGACAGUAAGAAACUUCUAGGCUCGCUGACCUCCGUGUUUGUCAGGCUCCCCUGUGGUGGUGUUGGGGUGGAUAGUGACACCAUAUGGAAUGAGGUGCACUCAUCAGGGGCAGCUCGUCUGGCCGUGGGCUGUGUGGUGGAGCUGGUCUUUAAGGUGGCCACUGGAGAGCUGAAGAACGGCUUUGCUGUGGUCCGCCCCCCAGGACACCACGCCGAGGAGAGCACACCCAUGGGCUUCUGCUACUUCAACUCCGUGGCCGUGGCGGCCAGGCUGCUGCAGCAGAGGCUGAGUGUGAGCAAGAUCCUCAUUGUGGACUGGGACGUGCACCACGGGAAUGGGACCCAGCAGGCUUUCUACAGUGACCCUAGCGUCCUCUAUGUGUCCCUGCACCGCUAUGACGACGGGAACUUCUUCCCAGGCAGCGGGGCACCUGAUGAGGUGGGCACAGGGCCAGGCGUGGGCUUUAAUGUCAACAUGGCUUUUACGGGUGGCCUCGACCCCCCCAUGGGAGACACAGAGUACCUGGCAGCCUUCAGGACUGUGGUCAUGCCGAUCGCAAGUGAGUUCGCCCCGGACAUGGUGCUGGUCUCGUCGGGCUUUGACGCUGUGGAGGGCCACCCCACGCCUCUCGGAGGGUACACACUCUCUGCCAAGUGUUUCGGGUACCUGACGAAGCAGCUAAUGGGCCUGGCUGGUGGCCGGGUCGUGCUGGCCCUCGAGGGAGGCCAUGACCUGACGGCCAUCUGUGACGCCUCUGAAGCCUGCGUGUCUGCCUUGCUGGGAAACGAGCUAGAGCCUCUGCCAGAAAAGGUCUUGCAGCAGAGACCCAACGCCAACGCUGUCCGCUCCAUGGAGAAGGUCAUGGAGGUCCACAGCAAGUACUGGCGCUGCCUCCAGCGCCUGUCCUCCACCGUGGGGCGCUCUCUGAUCGAGGCUCAGAAGUGCGAGAACGAAGAAGCAGAGACAGUGACCGCCAUGGCCUCGCUGUCCGUGGGCGUGAAGCCCGCCGAGAAGAGGCCGGAAGAGGAGCCCAUGGAGGAGGAGCCGCCCCUGUAGCCGCGGAGCUGCUGUGCUCUCCUUCGUCUGUCUCGUCUUGAAGCUCAGCAAGAGACUUGCCCGUGUCACCGCAUCCUCCUGCAGCGCUCUCGCAGCGCAGGGCCACGAGGCGUGCAGCGGCAGCGGGAGGCCAUCCGGGUCUGGGCGCGUGCAAGGUGACCUGCAGCGUCACUGGACUCGGGCGGCGAGGAGCGGGCCAGACACGCGCCAGCCACGUGCACCCUGGCGUGCACCCUGGCGUGCUAGGAGCCGCGAGGGACAAGGCUGUGGCAGCCUGGGCAGAGUGGCCGGGUUAGUUGACACGCAGAGAGAAAGCGGAAAUCAAAGACCUAACAGUACACGACACACUUGAUUAAAACUGGUGCUUAAGUUUGAUUCUCACCCACAAACCCACAGUCUCCGUGUAGACACUCGGCUCAUCUUGUAGCUUUUUUUUUAAGAGUAAGUUUUCUAUGGCUCUGGCCCGCCUCACGGCCCGGCGGUGCGCCGCGGGGGCCGCAGGAGCCGGACAGAGUUGGACAAACCUUUCAAGAAAAUAACUGGACAAAACAGAACCGUGAGCCUGGGCAUCGGCUUGAGCUUCUCAAAGCCAUCGGAAGAUGCGAGUUUGUGCCUUUUUUUUAUUGUUCUGAUGGAUUUUUGUGGCUGGGUUUUCUGAGUCUGAGGAACAAUGCCUUAAGAAAAACAAACAGCAGGAGUUGGUGGGACCGUUUCCUGUGGGGUACAGCCUGGUGCUGGCCUGAUGCUGUGAGGGCAGGUGGCAGAUGCCACUGAGGGCCGAGGGCCGAGGGCCGUGGUCUGGCGGCCUUGUUUGGCUUUAUUGCUGUUUAAGGAAUCUGGAGGUAGUUCCAAAAAAGCGGCAAACACUGUUGGGGUUUUGAAGUCCAACAAAUUUUCAAUGAAUCCAAAGUGUUCUUUUUCUCAUACGUCAUGUAGCAAUUGAGCAUCUCCAUUCGGUUGUGAAGCAUGUCCUGGGCACACCUGCAGUGUCACGGUCGGAAUGCUUUUACUAAAAGCAGGUAGCAUGAAGUAUUGCUUAAAUUUUAGGUAUAAAUAAAUAUAUACGUGUAUAAUAUAUAUUCCAAUGUACUCCAAGCUAAGAAACUUGAUUCUUAUGAGAUCUUGAUAAAAUAUUUAUAAUGCAUUUAUAGAAAAAGUAUAUAUAGAGAGAGAGAUAUAUAUAAAAUAAAUGCAGAUGGUGACAGUCCCUGGUGAAUGGAGGACCUGUGGCUGAGCUCCGAGGUGCUUAGGGGACGGUCUGGAUGAACCUCAUUUGGAGCCCCAGCUGGCCGGCUUUCAGGUCAGAUCACAGCUCGCUCAUCCCUGGGCCUUCCCUGCCAGCGUGUACUUUAAUUUUAAUUAUUUUCUAACAGAGCCCCUCCCUCUUCAAGCCUCCAUGCACAUAUGUACCUAAUGAGUUUUUAUAGCAAAGAAUAUAAAUUUGCUGUUGAUUUUUUGUAUGAAUUUUUCACAAAAAGACCCUGGAUAAACAUUGUUUUGUGAAUUUUACAUUUUUCCUUACCAUUUAGUAGUUUUCCAAAUGGUGAUAAUGUCUAAAUAUUUUUUCUUUCUAAGUUCUUGCUUGUGCUUUUCUUGACUUGGAGGUUUUUAUUGUGUGUUCUGUACCGUGGGCGGAGUCUGCGGCAGGCAGACUGCUGCCACCAGCUGGCUUGUAGGAGGGGCUGAGGGUGGCACCCCGCGCCAGCCCUUCCCGGUUCUGCCCAGUUCUGCCCAGCAGCCAUACAGGAAGCCAGGCUCUUUGCCUGCAGCACUAGUAGUAUUACGGGGUGGUAUGUGCUCCCCGGGCAGGGACGGGCCAGGCUGUGGCUCCAGCUUUCCAAAGACCUCUGAGGCACAUUGGCCACUGUGGCUUGGAGCAGGCCCUGCCCCUGCAGUCCCUCUGCAGCCCUGCGGCCUGGGCCCUGGCUGGAGCAGCAGGCCUGAGGGGGCCUGAGCUGGGGAACGGAGGCCCUGUGCCUGCUGAGCUGUGGAGCAUUCAGGUCCCUGAAGGGCCACCAGCCUGUGUCUGUGCUCUUUUUCUGUGACAGUAACUGACAGUCACUUUUUACUGGUAACUUAUUUUCUAGCACUUGAAGCCACCGAUUUCAUUCCAAAGUGUGUCACAUUUGGACUCCUGGGAGGAAGUUCCUGUCUCAGAAGGGCUUCUGAGUGUGGUGAAGUUUACAGGGUAGACACGCAGCCAGACUGGACUGAGUGAGUGCAGCUCCUUAGACUCUUGGUCGCUUGGCUGCUGUUGGUCAGUGUGAGACAGUGCUUGGAGAGCAGGAAGCAGGGCAGAGAGGCCUUGGGACUCAUUGACUCCCCCACUCCUUACUGGCCACUCUUGGUUCUGAAGCCCUCGGGGGCAGAAAGAGCUGGUCUGCAGGGCCCAGUGGCCCUUCUCCUUUUGUGGCACUGCAUGGUGACUGGGCCCAGCAGCCAGCCCUUCUGACCCCUAGGUCCACUCUCCACACGCCCCAUGGGGCCCUGACACCUGCCCUCUGCUGCCAGCGAGGCUUCUGGGGGGAUGCAGAGUCUCUCUGUCCUUGAGGUGAUGGGACAGCUGGGCUGGCUGGUGGCAGGUUAGCACUGGAGGGGCUCACGGUCUCCUUCAGACGGAGUCGCCUCUGCCCAGAGCCUGGCCGGGGAGGUGCGUGGUUGUGCAGAAGCAGCACCAGGUAGCCUUUUAUUUGGAGACACACUUGGCCCCUCUCCAUGGCCAGCCCCCAGGGCAGAUGGCCGAGGGUCUGCCUGGGCCUCUGGGGCAGACCACGGCAGGGAGGGCCCCUUUGUACAUGUUCCCUGUCUGGUCCUUGGACCUGCCGCCUUUUUCUUCCUCUGAGAGGCCUUGGGGGGUCACUGGCCAGGAGCCCAUGAGAGCACUUUACAUCCCUUUAAGGGAAACCCCAAUCAGUGAGGCCACCGGAUGCAUGGGGCCACCUGCCCUUGGGGCUUCCAGCUGCGCCAUGACGUGCCCACGCCCCACCAGCAGGCCGCGCCCGCUGGGCCUGGCCGACCCUGCAUCCCGGGGCUCUGGUACCUGAGGGCCACUUGUCAAAGUGUUUCAGUUUUUCUUUACUUUUAGAGUCUGUUUCCAGGAGGAAGGUCAUUUUGCAGUGGUUCAGCACAGAAGCGGGCCUGCAUCCUGCAGCUUAGCAGUGGACGUGUGUCCAUGCUCCGGCAGAGCAUGCCUUCCUUGCUGGUGACAGCCACGUGCUCAUUCCAUUCUUCUUUUGUAGACUUUGGGCCCACGUGUUUUAUGGGCAUUGAUAUAUAUAUAAAUAUAUAGAUAUAAAUAGAUGAAUAUAUUUUUUUAAGUUUCCUACACCUGGAAGUUGCAUGGACGGAACGCCAGCAUGUCCUACGUUGUAUACGGAUUUGCACGCCAAACUCGGCAGCUUUGGGGAAGAAGAAAAAUGCCUUUUUGUUCCCCUCUCAUGACAUAGAAAUCCUUCUGUAGAACAAAACAGAACCUUGCGGGAGAGGAGAGGGGAGUUUGAGUCUCGUGGAACUUAUUCUUAAAGAAAUUGUACUUUUUAUUGUAAGAAAAAUAAAAAGGACUACUUAAACAUUUGUCAUAUUAAGAAAAAAGUUUACCUAGCACUUGUGACAUACCAAUAAUAGAGUUUAUUGUAUUUAUGUGGAAACAGUGUUUUUAGGCAAACUGCAGCUUGGGGGGGGGGGGGCUGCCCCCCCCCCCCGCAGUUGGGUUGGGGGGGUUUUGUUCUGUUUUCUGUUGUUUCUUCUCUUUCCUUCCACAGGCCAGGCGUGCACUGCCCGCCACCGGCCCUGUGACCAUUUGUUCUGAUUGAGAACUGGGGUCUGAGGACCCCCUCUUGUGCACACGCCUGGCUGUUGUCACGGGUGGUGUGCGGCCCGGGCGGCCCGGGCGCUGGGUCGGGAGGCGUUCCCCCAGCGCCGCGUGGCUGGUUGGCUCGGCCUCACCUUGACGUUGAUUAAAAGUCUCCUUCUCAAAGCAAGUGAGCAGUUCUGUUCUUUGGUGUGUGUGCUCCACGAUGCAGACACGAUUCUCCAGUUUGUGAGAAUGACAGACCUAAGUCAUAGAUCCACGCACAUCCACACGGAGGGAACGAGCCGGUUCACCCAAGAGCGUUUCCCAGAUGUGGGUAAGCAGGCGGGGCCUGCGUGGGCUCCACAGGCCACAGCCACCGCCAGCGCCUGCCACCGUUUCCUGACUGCCUGGACCUGCCCAGGCCCCUCUUGCUUGGUGGAGCUGGACACCUUGUUUUGGGAUUCUCAUCCUCAUUUUGUUCUGUGUGGGUGAUUUUUCACGACUGCAGUGUCCUCUGACGGUCCACUUGUCUCCACCUCCUGGAGUGCAGUGUCCUAUAACCCCAUGCACCUGUCCCUCUUGUGGUGUAAAUAAAGUCUGCAUUGAUGCCUGCA